Bubalus bubalis (water buffalo) is the source of this 6276-nucleotide messenger RNA. It is a transcript of the gene GNA13, whose product is annotated as G protein subunit alpha 13. Gene Ontology annotation, molecular function: D5 dopamine receptor binding; guanyl nucleotide binding; G-protein beta/gamma-subunit complex binding. Lineage: Eukaryota; Metazoa; Chordata; Mammalia; Artiodactyla; Bovidae. The record is from RefSeq and is a predicted model, not a curated record. Gene Ontology annotation, biological process: adenylate cyclase-activating G protein-coupled receptor signaling pathway; Rho protein signal transduction. Gene Ontology annotation, cellular component: brush border membrane; heterotrimeric G-protein complex.
GGCCGCCGCGGCGCCCCCCGCCCUCGAGCCGCCGAGCCGGAGCCGGAGCCGCGCGCCGAGCGGGCGGAGGAGCCGUAGGGCCCCGCCGAGGCGGCAAGAUGGCGGACUUCCUGCCGUCGCGGUCCGUGCUGUCCGUGUUUCCGGGCUGCGUGCUGACGAGCGGCGAGGCCGAGCAGCAGCGCAAGUCCAAGGAGAUCGACAAGUGCCUGUCGCGGGAGAAGACCUACGUGAAGCGCCUGGUGAAGAUCCUGCUGCUGGGCGCGGGCGAGAGCGGCAAGUCCACCUUCCUCAAGCAGAUGCGCAUCAUCCACGGGCAGGACUUCGACCAGCGCGCGCGCGAGGAGUUCCGCCCCACCAUCUACAGCAACGUGAUCAAAGGUAUGAGGGUGCUGGUAGAUGCCCGAGAGAAACUCCACAUUCCUUGGGGGGAUAAUUCAAACCAGCUCAAUGGAGACAAGCUGAUGGCAUUCGAUACCCGGACGCCCCUGACCGCCCAGGGAAUCGUGGAAACGCAAGUUUUCUUACAGUACCUUCCUGCCAUAAGAGCAUUAUGGGCAGACAGUGGCAUACAGAAUGCCUACGACCGGCGUCGAGAGUUUCAGCUGGGUGAAUCUGUAAAAUAUUUCCUGGAUAACUUGGAUAAACUCGGAGAACCAGAGUACAUUCCGUCCCAGCAAGACAUCCUGCUCGCCAGAAGGCCCACCAAAGGCAUCCACGAGUAUGACUUUGAAAUCAAGAACGUGCCUUUCAAGAUGGUCGACGUGGGCGGCCAGCGGUCGGAGCGGAAGCGCUGGUUCGAGUGCUUCGACAGCGUGACGUCCAUACUGUUCCUCGUCUCCUCCAGUGAGUUUGACCAGGUGCUCAUGGAGGACCGCCUGACCAACCGCCUGACCGAGUCACUGAACAUUUUUGAAACCAUCGUCAAUAACCGGGUUUUCAGCAACGUCUCCAUAAUUCUGUUCUUGAACAAGACAGAUUUGCUUGAGGAGAAAGUGCAAAUUGUGAGCAUCAAAGACUAUUUCUUAGAGUUUGAAGGGGACCCCCACUGCUUAAGAGACGUCCAGAAAUUCCUGGUGGAGUGCUUCCGCAGCAAGCGCCGGGACCAGCAGCAGAAGCCCCUAUACCACCACUUCACCACCGCCAUCAACACGGAGAACAUCCGCCUGGUGUUCCGCGACGUCAAGGACACCAUCCUGCACGACAACCUCAAGCAGCUGAUGCUCCAGUGACGCCCACAGGGCCCGCCUCCUCUCGCCUUCCUGUGUUCUGUUUGUUUUAUUUUUAAAAUAGAAGUUUACAGCAGGAAUUAGAACAGUCUUGAUUCUGGGUUUAACUCCUUGGAAAUCUCAGUCCUCCUCCUGCGACUCCGGCCCCUGGCGGAGGGCCGCCCAUGACCGCCGCCUGCGGGCACAGCUCCGGCCUCCCUGGACAGGCCCUCCCCCCCCAGGCCUCAGACGCGCUGUCCUUCCAGCUCUGACCCUUCCACUUCUCAAACAGUGCCCCUGUGGCGCCAAGCGUGGCAGGCGCCCUGGGCGCCGCAGGGCGGGGCCGAGCGGGGCCCUCGCUUGCCGCACGCGGCAGCCGCGCCUGUGGCCAGCCUCGGUGGGCUGUUGGGGAAGGAGGGCCGUCGGGGAAGUUUGCUCUGAGGGGUGGCCAUCCGUAGACUUCCCCGGCUUUGGCCUUCAUGUUCUUCUGAUUGCUCGUGUCCCCAGCAGCUGUUCUGAGUUUCUGUGGCUCCUGAAGGCAGUGCUCGGCAUGUGUCUUAGUUCACGUAUGGUGUCUCAUCUGGCGCUGGUGGAAGCUCCCUUGUGGUUCCGUGUGCACAGGCGCGUGCCGUUCCCAGGGUUUUGAUUAGAAACCAGAAGAGUGGAGUGCAGGCUGCCUUUCCCAUACUUAGAUAUGUCAUCCAGGUGCCAUGCAGGAAACCUUGGCCAUAGCAGCAGCUAGAAAGUGCAACCUGGUAACAGAACUUUCUCAAUAAACAUAGCCCUUCCCAAGGAUGUUUUGUUUUCCUCUCAGACUUUGAGACCCCGUCUCAGACGCGGUAGGGCCCACAGUGGGAAUCCCUGUUGCACCAUCAUGGACGUGGUUCUUUCACGCUCCUGCCUGUUCCCGUCAGCUCCAGAUGGCAGCAUGUAUGGGGGUUUUUGGGUUUUUUGGAGCUUGCCAAGGGCAAUGUUUUCCUGUCGGCCUAUCCAGAAAGCCAUGGUUGGAGGCCCUCACUCCUUCUCAGUGUGUCUCUAAGAGGCUGUCGGCCUAUCCAGAAAGCCAUGGUUGGAGGCCCUCACUCCUUCUCAGUGUGUCUCUAAGAGGCUGUCGGCCUAUCCAGAAAGCCAUGGUUGGAGGUCCUCACUCCUUCUCAGUGUGUCUCCAAGAGGCUGUGCGUGUUGGCAGCACUGUUGUUCGUGGAAUUCCAGCUCCUGAGGUGCAUUUGGAAGGUUCAAGGAUUCUCCCAAGAAUGAGGAGUCGUGUUCCAGUUCCUGCUGAAAGAUGGUUACAUGUGACCUCCCCCACCAUGCCCCAAAUUAAGACGCUCCCUCCAAGGAGCUUUGCCAUUAACAGACGCAUCCUCCGUGAGCGCCUCAGAAUGGCUGGUUUUCGGCAUUGAGAGGCCCGCCCUGUAGGUUACGUGUGGUGGUGCAGUCGGGUAAAGGAACAGGUGUACAAGGUGACAGUUUGGAGAGUCUGAUGGUUUUUCUCCCCUUCCUGAAAAUUGUGAUUGACUGUGAUACCUGCCCCUUCAUUAGCUGACUGUUUUCAGGUAUUUUACAGGCGAGCAGUCCUUGAACAACUGGUUGGAAUUCUGGAUCCCCCAGCCCGCCCCGGUCGGGCUCUGGGUCUGUGUCGCAGUCAGCUUAGGAUAGGACUCUGCUGGGACCUGACCAGGGGUUGUCGGGCGCCUGACUUUGCUCGCACUUGAAGCUCCUCCAUCGUUCCGCCCACAGCUGCCCGUGUGUCCGUGUCCUGGUGAUCCUGUGCUGCUGACGUGAGCCCCGCCCUGCGACACAGGCGUCCGUGGAGCAGGGCUCGCGCGUGUCUGAGAGUUCUGUGUCCAGUGCUUCUCACCAAACACAAGUGUGUUGUUUAACCCGCAGCGUGAACCAUUUCAGGGCACAGCGCAUGCACGCUACAGAGACGGUGGUGGAGGUCUGUGUGUUGGUUUAGCAGGUGGUGGUGUUUCAUGCACUCCAGUGAGGGCUGAAGCCAGUUUCCAGUGUGCGCAGUGAGAAGGGAUGGUCUCAAUCAGGUCCUCGUUCACAUCUCUGAUAUGAGCCACACACACUGCCCGUCAAAGCAGAAGUCCCCAUUUUGACCACCACAGUCAAAUGUUAAAGCACCAAAGAGAUGGGAUACUGUUCUGAGCAUUUGAGAUUCCUUUCCUGAUGUGUGUGAAGUCUCAGAGUCAACUUCUUUUUAAAGUAAAACCUCGAGUAUAUUUUGAGGUAGUAAAUUACUCAUACAGGCUUGCCGGUUCAAUCUGAAGGCUUUAGUUCACGUUUUAUAUACUGUAUAUUUAAACCAUGUGAGAGAGUCCUAUACCUAUAUCAUGAAAACCAGAUCCUUUUAAAAUACCACUAUGUGAAGGGGAGGUGGAAAUUAGGGACAGAACUGCAAGGGUGCUCGUAGUUUUCCCCAUGCCUGUUCCCCUACCCCAGUCUCUCAAAAUGUAAUUUGAAUUUAAAAUUCUUCACUGUAUUUAAUUUUCUAAGUCUUAAUGGUUACAAUUUGGAGUAAAAUGUGCCUAAUUCUCCAUUACAUUCUGUUCUUAGGUCUGAAUGUCCUCUUGUUUAAUUCUUAAGAAAUGUCACACAAGUGUCUUCAUUGACCUUGAAGAACCUUACAGUAUACAGAGUUGCCUUAUAAAGCAAAGAACACCUCAGAUUUUUGCUUUUUUUUUUCUUAAAUAGAGAAGCGUUUUUGUCAGAUAUUUUUCUGAAGAUCCAAAUAGUUUAAAGGCAUGCCUCUACCACUUAAAUAUUAUUUCUAACAACCCACAUCAUUGCUUGCUGCCAAGUGCUGUAUUAAACUGGAAUCUUGAGUUGUGUUGUCUGGAAUGGGCAUUUGAUAGCUGGGGCAUAAGAGCAACUGAAGAAGGCGUCAUGGAAGGCGCACCGCGUGUCCGUCACACGGCGAAGGUCCUGGUUAGGCUCUGGUGAGGUUGCCGAGGGGAGUCCUUGUUCAGUGGUUGGUAUAAAGCAGGAAGAAGUCGGAUUCCCCCAACCCCAGGAGUGAUUAGAAGUGUUGACUUAUAUGUACAGAAAUCAUGGGCUCCAUAAUUGUUUGUAAGCAGAAAUGAGUACAUCUUAACUUCCGGCAUCUGCCCAAAUACUUGUAUCUAUGCUUUUGGUAGGAUGUUAUUUUCAGCAUUAGUACACACAUCCGGUUAUGCCUUAUUUAUAUGAAGAAUAAAAUUACCAAGUCAUGUUCUGCAAUGUUCUGAAAUUCAAAUCACUGUGUGAGAAACCCUCAAAUUGGUGCUUUCAUUAUAUAAUGAGACAUUGCGGCAAAGCCCCAAACCAAACCGUCUGAAACAAGAUUCUCUCCAUUGCAGUCUGUAGAAGUGUUACUUCUACGUGUAUUGAGAAGGCUGCGUAUCAGUGUUAACUCUCCAUUUCCUGUUUGAACCCGUGAAAUCACGCCUGUAAAUCUCAGUCACACAUUUGUAAUAAUCUCCCUAAUAAAUCUAGAGAAAGCCACUCUGUUACCUUUUCAUUUCUUUUAAUGAAAGAAAGUUUUAAUUGAGGGAUCAAGAGCACAGAUUCUGCAUGUGUCUUUUUUUUUUUUUUUUUUUUUUCAGUUGAAAAUCUGACUUUGUCUUUCACAUCAUUUCAACAUGCAAAGUUACAUUACUCACAGGUGAUCUAUCCAUAGGUCUGUGAUGCUGGACUAAAAGUGCUGCUUUUUUCCUUCCUUCGUUCUCGUGAUAGGAUCCAGAUUGGCUUUUCAGUGUAGUAAACACGAGGAAGGGAGGGAGUGUGUGAGUAUGUCUCCACGUUCCAGAUAAACAGUAAACAUUCCCAUUAUUUUAUGGUACGAGGUUAGGGCUUCAUAAAUUUAUAGAGAGUAAAAAGUGAAGUGAAGUCGCUCAGUCGUGUCCGACUUUUUGCGACCGCAUGGACUGUAGCCCACCAGGUUCCUCAGUCCAUGGGAUUUUCCAGGCAAGAGGACUGGAGUGGGGUGCCAUUUCCUUCUCCAGGGGAUCUUCCCGGGCCUCCCCACAUUGUAGGCAGACACUUUACUGUCUGAGCUACCAGGGAAGCCCAAUAGAGAGUAAAGUCAAGUCUAAACCUGGAUACUUGUAAACAAGUUGAACUUCGUGGAUUUUUCAGAUGCCAUCAACUUGCUACUAGCCUUAGCAGAUAGUGAUUGUUAACAUGGCUUGCAGUACACCACUGGCAUUCUUACGUCUGUACUUGAAUGUAUAGUUAGCAUAUAAAGAACUCAUCCUCGCAGCGUCUAGGUCUAAGCGUCUGGUUUCCAAUGGCAGGGCUUACAUGCAACAAAAAAUGGUGGUGGUAGGGCAGUGAUUUCUGGGUUGGUCAGAGAUUUUGCGACCUUUCCAAAAUGGCAUCACCUUUGAUAGUGAUGAGCAUCUCCAGAUGGACGGAAGCAGGGCCCCAGGACGCAGUGCACUGUCAGGCCACGAACCUCCUGAUGGAAGGAUGCGCCUUGCUCAGCCUCUGGUCUGGGCUUGUCUCUGGAAAUCCUGUUUGUAGUGCUUCUUGCCACAGUUAAGUGGUGUGUUCAUCCUCAGUCAUGCCUGUUUAGGGGUUGAUUCCUGGAAAGGACCUGUAACGAUGCAGUGGACUAUACCGUUUACCCUUUCUUUACCUCUUACUUGAAAGUAGAAUUGCAAAAUGUUGAAAUGGCUUUCCCUGCUACUCCAGCGUGGUAGAGCUCAUUUACCACAGAAGCCUUAUCAAAAAGUCUUAUUUUGUAACAACCUGGUAGAUAUUGUACCUAACAACAUGAUUUCUAUUAGCUCUGUAUCAAAGUAUUUGCAGCUUCAGAUUUUUUAACAUCUAUCUUUUUAUAACUGAGAACUGAGCACAUUAUCUGGUAGUUGUACAUUUUUUUUUUUCUGUCAGUGCUUUAGGAUUGGCAAUAAAUUAUUUCUACAGGAGGUCUGAAAGUGGAAAGAAUGAUUUGAUAAAAUGAAUUCCUGGUCAUCAAGGCUUUUUACUUUUGUACAUAUUUUGCAAAAUUUUUUGCCUCUUGCUAUUAAUAUUUGCUUUGUAAAAAUUACUGACGUUUAAUAAACAUUUAUAAACUGUC